CCCAAGAUUUUCUCGCCCCACAAACACUCCUCCCCCUAAAUCCCUGCUAACCGCACAAUAGCCUCAACCACCGCUAAUUUAUUUUUUCGUCUAUAGACAAACCAUAUAUGCAUCCACAAAAGAUAAAAAUAACCAUUAAAGUCAACAAUAUAAGUAAGAAGAACCAUCAGAGAAGGAAGAAGAAGAUCAAAAACAUGUUCUUCUUGUGCCCAUGGACGGUCCAGUCAAUCCGAAGAGUGGAAACGGCGACGGGGAACUGGGUUUCAAGUAUAUGUCGGUGAAAGAUAAAUAUCGAAUUCCAAGUAUAUUGCCGGAUUCAUCAACGCCAUCGGUGGAUAACAAAUCCGCCGCUGCCGAUACCGUCACUCCCAGGAAAAAGAAAUUUGGUCACCGGAGUUUUUCGCGAGUGUUGAAGGCCCUUCUCUUUGAAGCGUCACUGAUGGAGAAGUUAAGGAAAAGGAAACUUCGAGAGAAACUGAAUCGAUCACAUCCCAAAUCGUCAGCAAAGACUGUAAAACAUUCAGAAAUUUCAAUGUCAAACAAUCCAGAAGAGAACUCUAAUGGGAGGAGAAGCAUUUCCAAUGCAUCAUUGUUGAUCCCUUCAUCCUCCUUGUGUUCUUUGUGUGGUUCGUCUUUGGUCGACCGAAACAAUUCAAACAAGUCGUCGUUUCGAUCAAGUUCAUUGGAGCAAAGAAAAUUGCAAGACAAUGUCAACAACGAGCAAGAGCAAGGAAAAGGGUAUUAUGGUGUUAAUUUUGGUUUGUGUUUUGUUGUGUUCAGUCUGGUGGUUUUGGUCUUCUGGGGCAAGGUUUGUGCCAUUUUUUGUACCUCGACGUGGCUUUUCUUCGUGCCUUGUCGGAGUAUCAGGAGUGACUCGAGAAAUGGGGAUUCGUUGGAGUUUGAUUCCGAGCAGUACAAGAAGAAGAUCAUCAUGGAAGGGUUGUUGGACAGGAACCGUAUCCGGGGCUUAGAGCGCUGCUGAAGAAAUUUUUACACGCAGACUAUUAUUCAAUUGGUUUUCAGAAUUAAGACGGUCGAGAGUUCAAAAUAACCAUCUGGAUAGUUCCAUGUGGAAUCUUGGUUUUGGAGGGCUUGUCCCACUUCUGACCCCUACCCGCAUGGACUUCGGCCCAGUCUUACCCGAAGUCAGCGUGGUACGGGUUGUAUGACGACCAAAGAUUUAUGUCCACUCAACUGCCCUAAGGACAUACUUGGUUGGGUGAUUUCUCGGUUACCAAAAAAUAAAGUUUUAGGUCUUGUGUGCAUACAUGUAGUUUGGUUUUGGAUAUGUGAUUAUAGGAAGUCUAGGCAAUGACUUGUAAUUCAAUUUUUUGCAUUUCAACAAUUUUGAGGAUUUACAAGCUUGUUUCGAAUUUAAUGUGUCAUUGUACCCAUAAAUGAAAUUGUGCAAAGAUAUAAUGUAAAUGUUAUACAAGAAGAAGAUGAUGAUGGUGUGUUUACUAA
Messenger RNA from Tripterygium wilfordii, 1464 nucleotides. RefSeq lists its product as uncharacterized. NCBI's taxonomy places the organism in Eukaryota, Viridiplantae, Streptophyta, Magnoliopsida, Celastrales, Celastraceae. The record is from RefSeq and is a predicted model, not a curated record. Bases 212 to 982 code for a protein of 256 amino acids. The transcript has 2 exons.